This is a messenger RNA of Alosa alosa (allis shad), 1306 nucleotides long. RefSeq names its product mitochondrial ubiquitin ligase activator of nfkb 1-A (gene mul3). Bases 367 to 1182 code for a protein of 271 amino acids. NCBI's taxonomy places the organism in Eukaryota, Metazoa, Chordata, Actinopteri, Clupeiformes, Clupeidae. The transcript is spliced from 4 exons. The record is from RefSeq and is a predicted model, not a curated record. Gene Ontology annotation, biological process: protein ubiquitination; organelle organization. Gene Ontology annotation, molecular function: ubiquitin-protein transferase activity.
UCAGAUGCUGCUGAUAGCCCUCGUUACACUGGUUUUGGUUUCACUCACUCACACUCAACUCUUAAAUGAUACAAGAAAAUAUUGUUUUAGUCGACAUAAAACGGGUGAGUGUUGCAGUACGUUUGAAAAGACUAAAGGCCCAGCUUUGUGUGGUUCGUUGUGAAGUUGCUUGGUCUUGAAUUCCUCCCCUCAAUGCGUUGCGUGCGUGCUUGCUUGACUCCAGGUAGUUUGGCUUACAGGUAGAACCUAUAGCCUACUUGUUUGUAAAUUCUCAGUUUGUUCUACCCGAUCGAUUUACUGGAUGUCGAUGUCUUUACUUGAACAUAUAACUUUCAUUAUAAAUUGAAGUUCAUACGUUUUAUAAGAAUGAGCGACACAUUCGCUACGCCCUUUGCACUGCUAAUAGGGUCCAGUUUCGCUUUCUCUGGAUUGUUCUACCACUUGUACCAAGAAAAGAAGAAGGAAAUAGUAAAACUUAAGGAGAUACCGAAAUUCCAACCAGAUCAUCACCUUCUUAGAAUUCUAAAAGCAUCUCCGCAACAUCGACUUCAGUAUGUUGCAGUUGAGGGUGUGGUUCAACCUGAUGGUGAGCCCUUGGCCAGCCAGUUUGUGCCUAAAUGUUUUGGAGUUGUCCAGAAAGUUAUUGUUCAGGAGGACUGGAAAGUGUGGAACAACAUAACACAGAGAUGGUCUAACAAGACAAUGGACCGGAAGGUGAACAGCAACACAGUACCGUUCAGCUUGGCGAGUCUAGGAGCCUAUUACACAGACAUCCUUGUGAAGGUGCAGUCCCCACUGGACUCCUCGGAGGACUUCCUGGAGCUUGUGCACCAGCAGCGGAAGCGCGCUCAGACAGGCCUAGUGGACGCGGUGUUGCAAGGCGUGAGCGGCGAGAAGCCCGUGAGCCAGGACGUGCGGGAAGAGAUGCUGAGGGUCGGCACGUCACUCACCGCCUUCGGCGAGGUGGUCCUCGAGUAUGGCGAUGGGGUCCGGAUACAACCGCCCCGGGACGGCCGGACCUAUGUCUUGUCCGUAGGUGAUCACCGCAGCUUCAUAGAGAGGCACGAGAGCACAGCAGGGUGGUGGAGAGCACUGUCGGCUUUCUGUGGCAUCACAGGAUCGGCCGUGCUGGCGGGGAUGAUCUACGACGGUAGCAAGGGACGAGGUGGCAAGAGGAACUAGUCUUAACUCGACACACAGGUGGUGGGAAUCAUUAAAUGGCAAGGCCUUGAACAGAAACUAAAUAUAGCCGGUAACCUGAACAAUUUUGAACAAAUCAGUUAUUUAAAUUUAAUGACUACCAGUA